GGACCCCGCCGUGACAAUCAGGUACAAGACACUUAGCAGCUGAACUGUCCUGGCCAAAUGCCUGAUCUUAUGGGGCAGUUUUAAGUUUCUAAACACACAAAAUGGAAACAAAGAAAGUCACUGGGUUAUGAAGGCAACCUGGAAAAUACCUAAUUGAGCAACAAGAUUAAAUAAAGGGCACUGAGAAAUGCAAUAGGGAACCCUAUCUACAGGCAUGCCAAACAAAGCUGCAUAUUAUUGUAAUCAAUGAAGCUAAAGAGAAUUCAAUGGAAUCAGUUACGCAGUCGAGAUAAAUGGCUUGACCUGCUGCUGACAUAUGGUGUGACUUUGGGACAAUCUGUUAAACCAGAGUCAUCCACACAAUGAGGAUAACACCCAGCUACAGUGAUGCCAGUGUCCGUUCACAAGAGCUGUCUCUUGUGUGCUUGAGAGUGGUAGAGGGGAAAUCCCACGGAGCAUCCUUGCUGCGCAUUUCCAGAUUUGGAGCAUCCAGACUCGGGCCUGCCUAAAUCGUGGCAGUCUAGAGCAGGGUAGAAUCCUUACAGAGAUGCCCCUCAGUCAGGUAACAAGAGAACUUGAAAAACAGGGAGAGUUACAGUAAUAUAACACCCCAACAAGCUGACCUCUGUUUGAGAUUGAACACUGGCAUUUUACAGAUGAUGGGCUCCAUUCUAUCAGGGCCGGAGCACUCUGGUCCAGUCCAGGUCAGCAUUUAAAUAUGUGCUAAUGAAUCAUGUACUGGGGCUUUCCAUGGAACAGUACAAACUUAAUCACACACACAGGAGCUUUGCUGUGUCCGGCCAGAGAGCAGUACUGAGCAAACAACUCACUUUCUCUCUGCCUUCCCUUCAGCUGUGCUGCUUGUAUUUCUUGCUGUAUUGGGCUGUAUCACUUUAAGAAAGAAAGGGGAAGGCAGCCAGCUCUGGAAACCGGGCACAACCGGUUCAGAGCAAGCCAUAUCCUGAGCAGUGAACUUUAAGUGUAAUCUUAAGCUUGGAGUGUCCUGUUUACAGCCAGCAUACAAAGGAUCCUACUUUCUUCCAGUUGCACUGAUGGUGCUGAUACCUCUCCUCCAAAGGUGUGUCCAGCUCCUUGCACUGCCUGUCUACCUGCUGGUUUACCUGGGCUUAUGGGAGCCCUUCUGUAAAAAGGUCUUCCCAUAUGCCAUGGCCAGGAUUGCUAACUUUUACAACCUCAAGUUCUUUGAGAAGAAGCAGGAGCUCUUCAGCAGCCUGAGGGAGUUUUCAGGCCCCUCAGGGGAGCUCAACCUGCUGGAGAUUGGCACAGGCUCAGGUGCCAACUUCCAGUUCUUCCCACCUGGCUGCCGGCUGACUUGUACUGACCCCAACCCCAACUUCGAGAAGUUCCUGUUGAAGAGUAUGGCUCAAAACCCGCAUCUCCAGUAUGAGCACUUUGUGGUGGCUUCUGGUGAGAACCUGCACUCUGUGGCUGAUGGCUCCAUGGAUGCUGUGGUUUGCACCCUGGUGCUGUGUUCAGUGAGCAGCAUUGAGAGAGUCCUGAAUGAAGUCCUGCGAGUGCUCAGGCCGGGUGGUGCUUUCUAUUUUUUGGAGCAUGUGGCUGAUGAUCCUUCCAGCUGGGGCUACUUUUGGCAACAGAUAUGGGAGCCAACCUGGAGAUAUUUGGGAGACGGAUGCUGCCUGACCAGAGAGACCUGGAAAGACCUGGAGAAAGCAAAGUUCUCUCAACUGGAGCUGUGCCACAUAAAUGGCCCAAUGAAAUGGAGCCCUGUUCUGCCUCAUAUCAUUGGAUAUGCUGUGAAAUAAUUACCUUCAUACACUGUGAGACAACAGACCCCACUUCAGUGCUGAAUAGUCUCUGUGCUUUCCUUCAAUUCUCCAUGAUUGUGGCCU
Molecule: messenger RNA, 1871 nt
Organism: Alligator mississippiensis (American alligator)
Lineage: Eukaryota; Metazoa; Chordata; Crocodylia; Alligatoridae
Product: N6-adenosine-methyltransferase TMT1A
Exons: 2
Coding region: 1053-1784 (243 amino acids)
Molecular function (GO): S-adenosylmethionine-dependent methyltransferase activity
Source: RefSeq, a predicted model, not a curated record